UUUAUAUCCUUCCUUUACAGUUACUGGUAUUGCUGAACCGGGUACUCUAACGGCCAUCAUGGGAGCAAGUGGUGCAGGUAAGACAACAUUGCUGAACACCCUCAAUCUACGUAGCCGUGAAGGGCUGGAGGUGUCCGGUAGUAUCUUGGUGAAUGGUCGCCCUAUUGGUCAUCAGAUGGCCCGUCUAUCUGCCUAUGUCCAGCAAGAUGACCUCUUCCUGAGCAAUCUGACGGUCAAAGAACAUCUUUUAUUCCAAGCGAGGGUGAGAAUGGAUCGUGAAAUACCGAUGACAUCAAGAGUAUAUCGAGUGGAUGAAGUAAUUCGCGCGCUUGGUUUGAGUAAAUGUUCGGAAACUGUGAUCGGAAACCCUGAUCGGGGAAUCAAAGGAAUCUCGGGUGGAGAGAGAAAACGACUCUCAUUCGCUUCAGAGGUUUUGACGAAUCCUUCCCUCAUGUUUUGUGACGAGCCGACGUCGGGCCUAGAUUCGUUCAUGGCUCAAAACGUCGUCGAGACCCUGCGCGAUCUCGCCUCCGAAGGUCGAACAAUCCUCUCCACCAUCCAUCAACCGUCUUCCGAGGUCUUCGCCAUGUUCGACAGAAUACUGUUAAUAGCUGAAGGGCGUACGGCUUUCAUUGGUACAACGAAGGAAGCAUUGCACUUUUUCAGCGAAUUGGGUUAUGUUUGUCCGAAGAACUACAACCCAGCCGAUUUCUUCAUUCAAACGCUAGCCAUUGUACCGGGAGAAGAAAACGAAUGCAAACUUAAAGUUGAGGCAAUUACCGACGCGUACAACGUGUCAGAAAAAUCGAGGAAAAUACGCGCCAAGAUUCCACCUACCAUGACUAACGAGCUUCAAGCUCUCGAUGACGAAGUAGAAAAGUCACCGUACAAGGCGACUUGGUGGCAACAAUUCCAAGCGUGUAUGUGGAGAGCGUACCAGAAUAAUAAGAGAGAACCUUUGAUGACCACAGUAAGAUUUACACAAACAGUGAUCAUCGCCCUCAUCCUCGGCUUGGUCUUUUUAAAACAGCAUAUCAAUCAGGAAGGAAUUCAGAAUAUCAAUGGCUGUAUCUUCAUCCUCAUCACCAAUGCAGCAUUCAGUAACACCUUCGCUGCUGUUCAGAUUUUUCCUUUGGAAAUGGCGCUUAUCAAACGAGAGCACUUCAAUGGGAUGUAUCGGGUUGAUGCGGUCUUCUUAUCCAAAGUGCUUGUAGAGUUACCAUUCCAAUAUCUCUUUCUACCCGUCAUCUUCAUCACAAUACCAUACUGGCUUGUUGGUAUGUAUCCUCACCUAUCGAAUUUCGUGAUCGCCUGUAUAAUUUCCAUUCUAGUAACAAAUUCAGCUGUUUCUUUUGGUUAUUUACUGUCAGCUAUGAGCGGGACUGUAGCCAUCGCCUUGGCCAUAACUCCCCCGCUGCUUUUACCCUUCAUGCUGUUCGGUGGUCUCUUCAUAAAUCUCGCAGAUAUUCCACCAUACAUUCGCUGGUUGUCACGAUUGUCUUGGUUCAGUUAUUCAUUUGAGGCAUUUCUCAUCAACCAAUGGGAAGAUAUAGACCAUAUUGCCUGCCCACUGAAUGAAACCCUCCCGUGUAUAUCAAAUGGCGAUUUAGUUCUGGAAUCUUAUUCCUUUUCAAAGAACGAUUUGGCAACGGAUUUCAUUGGUUUAUUUGGUCUGAUCAUCGGCUAUCGUCUGGCAUCUUAUAUCAUCCUUCUGUUCCGCUGCCGACGAAAGAAGUGAAGAAAACAUGGCAAAUUUCACGUUUUAAACACUACGCAAGAUAAACACUAGUUAUAUACUAGUAUAAGUUAAAUACUAUAUACUAUAUACUAGUUGAAUACCAGUUAAGUACUGGUUAAAUACUAGUUAAAAUUAAUUAAAUACUAUCUACAUAAUAGUUAAGUACUAUUUAAAAAUAAACAGAUUAAAGGGUCAGAUGGGUGCAACUGUAGUUGUCUUAGACAUAUUUGACUAGUUUUAAUCACAUUUCAAUAUAAUAUAUAUACUACUUUCUGACUAAUGAUAUAUCGGGGGGAAAUGUGACACUAUCAGUCGCACCCGUCUGACUUCUAAUCUAGUUAUUAUUUUAUUAUAGGAGGUCGUCCGCGGUUGACUUUAAUAUCAGAGGCUACAUCAUCUCAGGUUAUUAGUUCUUGGGCGGUUGCAACUUCCCUCUUCAAGUUUGACCAAACAGAACUAUUCAAUAAAAUAUGGUGUACAUAACAUAAAGAUGACGCAAUAUUGACAGAAGUCGAACAAAAAUUAGAACGGUAAUCAAUUAUUAUGAUGAUUUGAAUAAAUACGCAUAGAAUAAGGAAUUAUAAGGAAACACCCUUGCCAAGCUUGCAAUAAUUAGAAUUUAUACAUUGCUCUAAAUCACGAUGCACCGUUAUUUGCAAUAGACACGAACUCUGUAAAAUAGGACAUAAAAGUUAUAUAUGAUGAAACUAUUGCUACUAAUUUAUCAUUGAUAAGAAAAUUGUAUACUAUUAUAAACCAUGGUGCCAAUCGUACUAAUUUUUGUCUCACCUGCAUAGCAGAGUGAGACUAUAGGCGCCGCUUUUCCGACGGCGACGGCGGCGUCAACACCAAAUCUUAACCUGAGGUUAAGUUUUUGAAAUGACAGCAUAACUUAGAAACUAUAUGGACCUAGUUCAUGAAACUUGGCCAUAAGGUUAAUCAAGUAUUACUGAACAUCCUGCCUGAGUUUCAUGUCACAUGACCAAGGUCAAAGGUCAUUUAGGGUCAAUGAACUUAGACCAUGUUGGGGGAAUCAACAUCAAAAUCUUAACCUAAGGUUAAGUUUUUGAAAUGUCAUCAUAACUUAGAAAAUAUAUGGACCUAGUUCAUGAAACUUAUACAUAAGCUUAAUCAAGUAUCACUGAACAUCCUGCAUGAGUUUCACGUCACAUGACCAAGGUCAAAGGUCAUUUAGGGUCAAUGAACUUUGGCCGAAUUGGGGGUAUCUGUUGAAUUACCAUCAUAACUUUGAAAGUUUAUGGAUCUGAUUCAUGAAACUUGGACAUAAUAGUAAUCAAGUAUUACUGAACAUCCUGUGCAAGUUUCAGGUCACAUGAUCAGGGUCAAAGGUCAUUUAGGGUCAAUGAACUUUGGCCAAAUUGGGGUAUUUGUUGAAUUACAGCCAUAAAUUUGAAAGUGUGUUGGUCUAGUUCAUAAAACUUCGACAUAAUAGUAAUCAAGUAUCACUGAACAUCCUGUGCGAGUUUCAGGUCACAUGAUCAAGGUCAAAGGUCAUGUAAGGUCAAAGAACUUUGGCCACGUGGGGGGUAUUUGUUGAAUUGCCAUCAUAUCUCUAUAAGUGUAUUGGUCUAGUUCAUAAAACGUGGAAAUAAGAGUAACCAAGUAUCACUGAACAUCUUGUGCGAGUUAUAGUAGUUUUCAAAAUCAGCACUGCUGCUAUAUUGAAUCGCGUGAUGCAGGUGAGACGGCCAGAGGCAUUCCACUUGUUAUUUGAGUGACACCAAAUAAAAUUACCUUCAUAUACAUGCAUGUAGCGAAUAACCCAAGUCUGAACAGUGAAGAAUUAUUGUUACAAAUGUCGAAUGAAUAUACACCAUUGUUACAGAUAAUUUUCAAAAUUUUAUAUUUUCUUAGUGAACAUCGAAUUCCUAAAGAUUUGAUUGAUCGUUCUGAUGAAUUUUAAAGAAAGAAAUUACAUUGUUUAAACAAUGAAACCAAAUUUACGUGGGUCUAUUGAAUCUAUUUAUUUUCCUAAAUGAGGAUAAAAAUGAAUGAGAUUUAUACAUGUAUACUUUUACUUUAAUUCAUUGAAUUAAGAUGUGUUUUUUUAUCAAUCUAAAAGAAAAUUGCAAUGAAUUUGAAAUUUUCUCAAAGGUGUAAAAUAAAUGCAUGCAUCCUUAAAUAACUUAAAAGAUAAACAAAAGGGGUAAAUCACAAGGCUUGAGAAGUGACGGUGUUUUAUCUAAAAAGUUACAAAACAAUGU
Molecule: messenger RNA, 3963 nt
Organism: Lytechinus pictus (painted urchin)
Lineage: Eukaryota; Metazoa; Echinodermata; Echinoidea; Temnopleuroida; Toxopneustidae
Product: protein white-like
Exons: 18
Coding region: 59-1738 (559 amino acids)
Biological process (GO): transmembrane transport
Cellular component (GO): plasma membrane
Molecular function (GO): ATP binding; ATP hydrolysis activity; ABC-type transporter activity
Source: RefSeq, a predicted model, not a curated record